GGGUCCACUGUCUGUGUCGAGCCUCAAUAGCUCAAUAGAAAGAAGCCUUCUGUUGCUCAUUUUCCUCUCUCUGCCGUUGUUUCUCUCUCACUCUUUCCAGCCUUUCCAUCUGUAUGCGAUUUAAGCGCAGCCUCAGGGGAGAGGCAAGUCCGCUAGAGGAGAGCAAUCGCGGCAGGGAGGAGGGAGAGAGAGAAAGGGAGGAAGUCCAUACAAGUUUGUUUUACUCAGUCUGGGCCGGGACUAGGCACUGUGCCGCAUCAGGACAUUGGGAGCAGUGGAAAAGUGAAGCCGACGAGUGCAGCGCGAGCACAAGGAGCUGCCCAGACACUUCCCUGUGGCCAGGAGACACUGACAGAGACUCAAACGGAGAAGGGGGCUCACUGGGCAAAAAUAAAUAUGGCUGCUAAAUCUCUGUCCUGCCUUGGCCUUCUCUACAUCUUGUCAUGGAUUUCCUAUCCAGCUUCAGCCGCUCGGCUUGGCGAACAGCAACAGUCAGUGCUGACAAUAUGUCCAAAGAAAUAUUUUCUCAGUCAGCAAAACCAAUGUCUACCGUGUAACUGUAAAGGCCGUGCUGACUAUUGUGAAGACAUCACUGGUGUUUGUAUAAACUGCAAGGACCAUAGUACAGGUGACUUCUGUGAAAUGUGUGAAGAUGGCUACAUGCUAACUCAUACCCCUGAUGGAUGCCACUCCUGCCAACCCUGCGCCUGUCCCCUCUCCGUCCAAUCCAAUAACUUUGCAGUGCACUGUGACAGAGGAGCUUCCGUUCUGCGGUGCAAGUGCCAAGAGGGCUAUGCUGGACAUUUCUGUGAGAGGUGUGCUCCAGGUUACUAUGGCAACCCAAUGGCUAUUGGUAAUUCCUGUAAGAGGUGCGACUGUAAUGGCAACUCGGACCCCAACCUGAUCGUCAGCGAAUGCCACAACGUAACCGGCCACUGCCAGCACUGCUGGGGUAACACAGCCGGGGCCAGCUGUGAGAGGUGUGCUCCUGGUUUCUAUGGUGACGCCAUCAGCGCCAAGAACUGCAGAGAGUGCGAGUGCAACGAAUGUGGCACUUCUUCAUGUGACGACCGGACGGGAGUGUGUCACUGCAAGCCAGGGGUAACUGGACAAUUCUGUGAUCGGUGUGAGGAGGGCUACUCUCGUUUCCACAGCUGUCAGGGCUGUCGGAUGUGUGAAUGUGCGCCAGCUUCCAUUCGCUCCACCUGCCAUCCUCUCACCCACAGCUGUCCGUGCCGCCCGGGGGCUGGAGGUCGUUACUGUGAGCGAUGCCUUCCAGGAUACUGGGACUACGGCCCUUCUGGCUGCCAGAAGUGCGAUUGUGAGAGUGGCUACUGUGACAUGCACACAGGAGAAUGCCUGGCAGAGUCUUCAACUGUCAACCUGUGCAACAGCAGUUGUGAUGAAUGCAUUUGGAAUCUGAUUGGGGACUUACGGCUGUCCAAUAAGACACUGGACCAGCUGAAGGUUGGAGUGUUGAACAUCUCCACAGGUGCUGCUGCCAACGACAGAAUCAAAUACUACAACUACACUGCUCAUCGACUGCAGACUCAGUUUCAUGACCGGAGAAACAAGUCGUCUGUGAUGAAGACCCAGAUCGGUGAGCUGGAGGAGGCAACGGACGCUGUAGUUCUGGACAUCAAACAGCUGAGAAAAUCGGAGAGCAUUGUGAAGACUCUGGGGAGCAAACUGGAUAGUGACACACUGGAGACCUUCGCCCUGGCUGAGCAGUUAAGCAGGAACCUCAGUGAUCUCAACAUACGCAUUGAAGAGAUGGUCCAUGACUGGGAGCUGUACAGUGUCUACCGGGAUGUGGAUCCAGAAGUGGUCAGGCGGAACACUGGGGUAGCUCAGGAAAUGGUCACUUGGAUGAGAAAACUGGACCUGUCACCACAAGAGCCCAUUGCCACUGAUGAGUCAACUGAGGCCCAUGAAUUACUGAGGCGCAUCCGUCAGUUGGAGAAGAAAUUAAUGAUGACGGAUGGCCGCCUUCCACCCAUCAGAGAGGCCAUGCUUCGCUUUUACACCAAGCUGUCUGAUGCUAGGGGGUUUCUCCAGAAAGCAGUCAGCACGGUGCAGGAGACUGAGGAAAAGAACAGAAACAGUAUCCUCAAAUUCCAGAGGAACGAGGCAAAACAGCAGAGGCUAACAGAGGACCAAGCUGCUGUCAAUGACACAGUGGAAACAGCCAGAGGCUUCAUCUCUCUAACAGAGAGGACAGUGGCUGAGGUGGAUGCUAUGGUGCAGAAUGUGACUGGGUACCACGCAGCAAUCGAUGGUGCCAGCGAGAAGUUGAUAGAGAAGACGGAGCGUCUCUCGAUGGCUGACAGGGAUUUGGUUCAGAGGGCUGAUGAGCAUGCUGAGGAGCUGGAGAGACAGGCCAUCAAACUGGAGGAGGAUUUGAAAGACAGUGAUGCCAAUGGCUUUGUGCAGAGGGCCAUAAGUGCUGCCAACGUCUACAACAACAUAGUGAAAUACAUUGAUGAUGCCAAUAUCACGUCACUCACCACCCUCAACUUAUCCCAAAGAGCUGAAGAUGCCAUCACUGGGAUCAAUAUGCAACUGGGAUUCUUGAUGACACAGAGCGCCAAUGUUUUCAAGGAAUCUGUAUCGCUACGUUCAGAGCAAAUUGAUAUAGAGUCUGAGGUGGCUGACAAACUGAAUUACACUGUGGAGACUCAAGAGACGAUGGAUAAAAACACCAAAAAACUUGCAGAAAUAGUACAGGACAUAAGUGAAAUUCAGACAGACAGAACACCACAGCGCCUUGCGUUCACCUUGGAAGUGGCUGAAAUGACUCUGAACCGCUCAGCAGAAGUACUUCAGACUAUGACCCCCAUCAGCAGCAAGGUGGAAGAGUGGGACAAGAACAUGAAAAACAAUGAAUACUCCUCAGAUGCUUAUGAACAGGCUGUUGACUCAGCAAAGGAAGCAGUGGAUAAUCUGAGUGAGCUUGUUCCUGAACUGCUGGACAAGCUGAAGGUGGUUGAAGAGAAGAAACCUGUCAACAAUGUGACCACCAACAUCAUGAGAAUCCGAGAACUCAUUGCCCAAGCCAGGAGUGUGGCCAAGAAAGUCCAGGUGUCUAUGAAGUUCAACGGACAAUCCUCUGUGGAGGUCCACCCUCACAGCAACCUAGAAGACCUAAAGACAGUGACAUCCAUCAGCUUGUUCAUGCGUGUGGACCCCGACAAGGAUCCCAUAGAGGACCGUUUCAUCUUGUACUUGGGAGACAGAAAUGGGAAAAAAGACUACAUGGGGCUGGCCAUCAAGAAUGACAACCUAGUGUUUGUGUACAACCUAGGGGAUGAAGAUGUUGAGAUCCCACUGAGUUCAAAGCCUGUCAGUCAAUGGCCUGCAGUCUUCAACAACAUCAGAGUAGAGAGGCUUGGCAGACAUGGAAAAGUCUUCCUGACCAUUCCCAGUCAGAGCUCCACAGAUGAGCAGAAGUUCAUCCAAAAAGGCGAAGCUCCUGGCUCUGACUCGCUGUUUGACAUCAACCCCAAUGACAUAGUGUUCUAUGUUGGUGGUGUCCCACCAGAUGUCAAGCUACCACCUCCUCUGAGUCUUGCUCCUUUUGUGGGCUGCAUCGAGUUGGCCUCGCUGAACAAUGAUGUGAUCAGUCUCUAUAAUUUCAAAAAGACUCACAAAAUAGAUGUUGCAACGUCACCACCAUGCCCCAGAUAUAAAUUGGCAUUCUCCCAGAGCCGUAUUGCCAGCUACCUGUUUGAUGGAAUGGGCUACGCACUCAUCAACAAUAUUGAAAGGAGGGGGAAGUUUGGUGUUGUCACAAGAUUUGAUAUCGCAGUGCGAACCGUCUCAAACAAUGGUGUCCUUUUUCUCAUGGUCAAUGGAGAUAAAUUCUUCCUUUUAGAGUUAAAGAAUGGCUUCCUACGCCUAAUGUAUGACUUUGGCUUCAGCAAUGGGCCCAAACUUUUAGACAGUGACUUGCAGAAGCUGCAGAUAAAUGAUGCAAGAUACCACGAGGUGUCAGUGAUCUACCAUCAGUCGAAGAAGGUUAUACUACUGGUGGACAAGAGCCAUGUGAAAUCCAUGGAGAAUCCAAAAACCACACUGCCCUUCUCAGAUAUAUACAUCGGUGGGGCCCCAUCCAGCGUCCUCAAAUCCAGGAUGGAGCUGUCCUCUGUAGUUGGCCUGAAGGGUUGCGUGAAAGGAUUCCAGUUCCAGAAAAAAGACUUCAACCUACUGGAGGAGCCUGGUACCAUUGGCAUCAGCAGUGGCUGCCCCGAGGAGUCCUUUAUGUCUCGUAAAGCCUAUUUCAAUGGAGAAAGCUACUUGGGAUCCACAGCGAAGAUUUCACCCUUUGACAAAUUCGAGGGGGGACUCAAUUUCAGAACGUUGCUUCCCAGCGGACUCCUGUUCUACGUCAGUGAAGGGUCUGACGAGUUCAGCAUCUCUCUGGAGAACGGAGCGGUGGUGCUGAACAACAGAGGCACAAAGGUCAAAUCUCACAAGAAACAGUACAAUGAUGGAAAGACGCACUUCUUAAUGGCCUCAGUGAACACUCAGAAGUAUUCACUUUUGGUGGAUGACAAAGACAAGCAGGAGAAGAAGCGUCCAUCAUCAGCUGCCACAAGAUUGUCAUCAGAUUCCAGUGGAAAGAGCAUCUACUAUGGAGGAUCUCCAAGCAGCAGCUUUAAGAACUUCACAGGCUGCAUAAGCUACGCCUACAUCAACAGGCAAGACCGGGACAUUGAGGCUGAAGAUUUCCAGAGGUACCCCAUGAAGGUACAGGCUUCUUUACAGGACUGUCCAGUGCAGCCCCCCCCUGCUGCGCUGCUGUCAAGGCACAAGGAUAAAACUUCUAGAGCCAAACGGAAUCAAUCGCAGAAGGUCACCUGGGAUGAACAGGUGCCAUCUGAGCCCUGUUACCUUUCUUCAAGUCCCAGAGCAACCCGUCAAGCCUUCCAAUUUGGUGGUGUCUCCAACAGCAGGCAGCACUAUGUAGACCUCCCCAGCUCCAUUUCUGAGAGGUCGCACUUCUCCUUAUCCCUGAGGACCCACUCAUCUUCUGGCCUCAUCUUUUAUAUAUCUGAUGUGAAAGAGGAAAACUUUAUGGCUCUCUUCCUAGCGAAUGGGAAACUUGUAUACACUUUCAACGUGGCAGAUAAAAGAGUUAAAAUCAGGAGUGACGAACGUUACAAUGAUGACGCAUGGCACAAUGUUAUUUUUAUCCGCAAUGGGAACAUGGGCCGAUUAAUAAUGGAUGGGCACACAGUGUUGGAAGACAGAGCUCAGGGAAACAACAUCUCUUGGCAUGUCAGCAGCCCCAUCUAUGUUGGAGGAGUUCCCCCAGGGAGAGCCCAAACGAAUAUUCAGAGAAACUCUGCAUAUAGCUUUACUGGAUGUCUAAAGAACCUUCAGCUUGAUGGACAGGGGUUGGCCUCCGCAGAAGAGACAUUUGGGGUCACUCCGUGCUUUGAAGGACCCUCUGAGACUGGAACAUACUUCUCAGAGGAAGGAGGAUAUGUCGUCCUGGAUGAAUCAUUUAACAUUGGACUGAGGUUUGAGCUUGUGGUGGAGAUACGCCCUCGUGUGGCAUCUGGGGUGUUACUGCAUGCCCGCACAGAAGAGGACUAUUUCACUAUGUACAUUCAUCAAGGAGCAGUGGUGGUUGUAGUAAAUGAUGGGACUCAUGAGUUCUUCACAAAGGUGUCACCUAAGCAAGGCGUGUGUUCUGGCACUUGGCACAGGAUUACAGUGAUCCGAGAUGCCAAUGUUGUCCAACUUGACGUGGACUCUGAGAUCAACCACAUUGUUGGACCUCUUAACCCCAGCUCCAGAGAUAACAAGAUGGCAGUAUUCAUUGGUGGAGCUCCAGAGAGUAUCAGCACCAGGAAGCCCUAUGUGGGCUGCAUGAGAAACCUGACCAUAAACAACAGCCGUGCAAACUUCAGCAAAGCUGUUCUGGUCAAUGGAGCUGUCCGCGUUGGAACCUGUCCAGCAGCAUAACACAUCUGUCAUCACUGCCCCCCAUAUAGCACUGACCAAACACAUUUUAGAUUCUAACAUUCUGUUAAACAUACCCACUAGGAGUAUCAACAUUCUUUUCCCUAUUUGUUAAACGUGUGUACUUGUCUGUUUUGUUGUUUGUUUAGUUUUUUUGUCCCACACCGAGAAUAUGACCAAACAUCCAAAUUAAAAUAACCAGACAGGAAAUACGUGUAAUAAGAAAAUGGCAACAAAUUCCAGCAGAGGGAUUACCCUUACAGUCCAUAUUAUGAAACACUCAAACUGAAAAUAAUUCAAUCUAUAGCACAGUAUGUUCCAUUACUACACUUUAUUAUCACAAUGGCACAUUUUUUGAACAAUUUCGUGUUGAAUUUUCGUUUUUGUACUAUUUUACUUCUGAUAAUAAAGAAUAUUUUACAUCCAAAUAAA
Molecule: messenger RNA, 6402 nt
Organism: Mugil cephalus (flathead mullet)
Lineage: Eukaryota; Metazoa; Chordata; Actinopteri; Mugiliformes; Mugilidae
Gene: lama4
Product: laminin, alpha 4
Exons: 40
Coding region: 397-5973 (1858 amino acids)
Biological process (GO): cell adhesion; regulation of cell migration; regulation of embryonic development
Molecular function (GO): signaling receptor binding
Source: RefSeq, a predicted model, not a curated record